Messenger RNA from Pelobates fuscus (common spadefoot toad), 593 nucleotides. RefSeq names its product ribosomal protein S11 (gene RPS11). The transcript is spliced from 5 exons. Gene Ontology annotation, cellular component: ribosome; cytosolic small ribosomal subunit. Lineage: Eukaryota; Metazoa; Chordata; Amphibia; Anura; Pelobatidae. Gene Ontology annotation, molecular function: structural constituent of ribosome. The coding region runs from base 73 to 549 and encodes 158 amino acids. Gene Ontology annotation, biological process: translation. The record is from RefSeq and is a predicted model, not a curated record.
CCAGUUCCGGCCCCUGCCCAGUUUAAGGAGACCCCGUGCCGAGCUCGCUCUCUUUCUAUCCGGCCGGAGAACAUGGCGGACAUACAGACUGAGAGGGCUUAUCAGAAGCAGCCAACCAUCUUCCAGAACAAGAAGAGGGUUCUUCUGGGAGAAACUAGCAAAGAAAAACUCCCUCGUUAUUACAAGAACAUUGGGCUGGGAUUCAAGACCCCCAGAGAGGCAAUUGAUGGAACUUAUAUUGACAAGAAAUGUCCCUUCACUGGUAACGUGUCCAUCCGAGGCCGCAUCCUGUCAGGUGUGGUCACAAAGAUGAAGAUGCAGCGCACUGUUGUCAUCCGCAGAGACUAUCUGCAUUACAUCCGCAAGUACAACAGAUUCGAGAAACGCCACAAGAACAUGUCUGUCCAUCUCUCACCGUGCUUCAGAGAUGUCCAGGUCGGAGAUAUUGUGACCGUUGGCGAGUGCCGUCCUCUCAGUAAAACGGUCCGUUUCAAUGUCCUGAAAGUUACAAAAGCUGCAGGAACAAAGAAACAGUUCCAGAAGUUUUGAAGCGGAUGAUGUUUCAGUUCAAAUAAACUUUGUAAAACCUCGAA